GGAGGUGGAAAAGGAGGGGCUGUGGAGGUGGUGGAGGAGGAAGGCCCGCGGACGUGCAACAAGUUAAGAGGUCACCGCCGCUACCGUCGACAUCGCUGCCGCCGCCACCGUCCUCGCCACGAUGUGACAUGGAUAUCCUAGCCGUAGCCUGCGCCCUCGUCGCCACGGCCCUCUACUGCAACACCCUGCAAGCGGGUUUCGUCUACGAUGAUCGAAGAGCUAUACUGACGAAUCCGGACCUGCUGUCCAGCACGCCGUGGUCUCGGCUGCUGGAGAACGAUUUCUGGGGCACGCCACUAAACGAUCGAGGCUCCCACGGAAGUUACAGGCCUCUUUGCGUGGCCACCUUUCGCCUGAAUCAUCUACUGGGCGGCCUGGAACCGUGGGGCUAUCAUCUGGUGAACGUCGCGUUGCACGCCGCCUGCACCGUGCUUGUGGUUAGAGUUGCCAGAAAGGUAUUGCCUGAAAGAAACAAUCUCGGCCACGCGAUCACCGGUUUCCUGUUCGCGGCGCAUCCGAUUCACAGCGAAGCAGUGGCCGGCGUGGUCGGUCGUGCCGAUCUUCUCGCCUGUCUGUUGACCUUGUCAGCGUUACUCGCAUACAGCGCCCACUGCGAGCGCACCAGGUCGCCGUUUCCUUUGAUUCUGGCCCUUGUGUCGUCGACCCUGGCUACCCUCGCCAAGGAAACGGGAAUAUCCUCGUUGGCUCUGUGUCUCCUCUGGGAACUGUGUCGCGGCGAGUCGAGUCGAAAGGUGAAUUGCGGUUUGACUCGCUCACGUAGCAUCGGCAUCGUGUCUGGAAGUUUGGCACUGUUGGUUCUUGGUAGACUGAGGAUUACCGGCACGAGGCCAGAAUUCGCGAGCGCGGACAACCCGACGGCCAGGCACCCAUCUCGCCUGACACGCGGUCUCACAUUUCUCUACCUACCCGCAGCAAGCGCCAGGAUGUUACUUUGUCCCAAUACGCUAAGCUUCGACUGGUCCAUGGACGCCGUGCCGCGAAUCACGAGCCUCCUUGACGCGAGAAACCUCGAAUCCGCCUGUUUGUACACGGCGCUAAUCGGCGCCUCGAUCUGGACGAUCAAGACGCUUCGUCGACCAGUCCGGGAGACUAGUCUACAUCUCGUGCAGUAUCCUCGCUCCAUGUCGUCCAGGUGUCCCGUGUGUGCCGGCAGGCGAACAGGAGGAUGUCACACGGAUGGGUGUCGGGCGGCGAACAACAAUAACAACGGGCCGAUCGGUGAUUGUUACUGCGCGAAGAGGCCUAACAAUGGAUUAAUCUGGAGCAACGGAUUCGCCAGCAGGCAGGCGGCUGCGAGUGGUGUCGCCGCGUCCCUCGGUUUCCUCGUGCUUCCCUUCCUACCGGCUAGCAAUUUGUUCUUUUACGUGGGCUUCGUCAUAGCCGAGAGGAUUCUCUAUUUACCGAGCGUGGGCGCGUGUCUGAUCGUCGGAGCCGCGAUCUCUGGAUGUUAUCAGAUAGCAAGAAGACACGGGUCGAGAAGGAAAGGCAGGGCAGUGCUGCUAGCUACGGCGGUACUCGUUUGUCUGAUGUCGGCUAAGACGUUGUUAAGGAACGCCGACUGGUUCGACGAAGAGAGCCUAUAUAGAUCGGCUCUGCACGUGAACCCUCCAAAAGCUUAUGGUAAUUUGGGCAGUGUGCUGAGCGCUCAGGGACGCGUCGCGGAGGCGGAGGAGGCGUUCGUCCAGGCGCUCCGCUAUCGACCGAACAUGGCGGACGUACACUACAAUCUGGGAAUACUGCAGCAAGGCAGGAAGAAUUACGAGGAGGCGAUUUUGAGUUAUCAGCGAGCGAUCCAUUUCCGGCCUUCGUUAGCUCAGGCUUACGUGAAUCUGGGCGCGGCGCUGGCCUCGGUCGGACGUGGAACGGAAGCGGCUGCGGUUUUGCGGGCCGGCGCAUCCUUGGACGGUUCCGGCCUCAAGGACAAGAGGGCUCACGAGGCAGCCAGAGUACAGGCCCUCCUUCAAUUAGGCGCUCUCUACGCCGAUCAGGGUAGAUUACAAAGGGCCCUGUCCGCGUACAGGGAAGCGCUGCAUGCGUUGCCAGAUCACUAUCCACCUCAGAGCGUUUACAAUCUGCUGGGGGAAACUCUAUCGAGGCUGCAACAGUACGCGGAAGCGGAAAGGUGGUUCCAGGCGAGUUUGGCCAGCCAGCCUGACCACGUGCCGGCCCACAUCACUUACGGGAAACUUUUGGCCCGAAACUCGAGCCGUGUGCUGGAGGCUGAGAGAUGGUUCCUGAGAGCCCGUAGAUUGGCGCCGGACGACUCGAGCGUGCACCAUCAUUACGGACUGUUCUUGACGUCGCAGGGUCGGCUAUCGGAGGCGGCAGAGGAGCAACUCCGCGCCGCCGAACUUUCCAGAUCCGAUUACGAGCUGUCGAUGGCGGCGGCGUCCGCGCUGCGCCAAGCGGACCGGCUGGAGGACGCGGAGGUGUGGUACAGGCACGCGGCUACCUUGAGGCCGCACGAGGCGCGAAGUCACACAAACCUCGGCGCGAUUCUUCACCUGAACGGGAAAUACAAGCAAGCGGCAGCUGCUUACAGCGAGGCGUUGAGGCUGCAGCCGGGCGAUGCGACGACCAUCAUGAACCUGCACAAAUUGGCGGCCACUCUCGCGUGACCUCGUCACGAGACCGCGGCGAACACCCAACAGAGAAA
Molecule: messenger RNA, 2677 nt
Organism: Bombus impatiens (common eastern bumble bee)
Lineage: Eukaryota; Metazoa; Arthropoda; Insecta; Hymenoptera; Apidae
Gene: Tmtc2
Product: protein O-mannosyl-transferase TMTC2
Exons: 10
Coding region: 129-2639 (836 amino acids)
Biological process (GO): protein O-linked glycosylation via mannose
Cellular component (GO): endoplasmic reticulum membrane
Molecular function (GO): mannosyltransferase activity; protein binding
Source: RefSeq, a predicted model, not a curated record